Molecule: messenger RNA, 9552 nt
Organism: Cyprinodon tularosa
Lineage: Eukaryota; Metazoa; Chordata; Actinopteri; Cyprinodontiformes; Cyprinodontidae
Product: inositol 1,4,5-trisphosphate receptor type 1-like
Exons: 58
Coding region: 212-8365 (2717 amino acids)
Biological process (GO): calcium ion transmembrane transport
Cellular component (GO): membrane; endoplasmic reticulum
Molecular function (GO): inositol 1,4,5-trisphosphate-gated calcium channel activity; inositol 1,4,5 trisphosphate binding
Source: RefSeq, a predicted model, not a curated record
UAAACAGAAGAAGAGGAAGAAGUGGCAGCUCAGCUCAGCUCAGCCAGUGCCGCUGCCUGCUGCAGAGGACGCAGACGCCGAUUAUUGGAGCCGCUGACGGCUGGAUCUGUCUCUGCUUCUGGGGAACAAGUCUGCCACAGUCAUGCUGGCUGUUCUAGUUGGAGGAAAGCUGAUCGCCUGAGCUUGAGGUGCUCUCUUACUGGUGUCAAACAUGUCGGAUAAAAUGUCCAGCUUCUUGCACAUUGGGGACAUCUGCUCCCUGUACGCAGAAGGAUCCACCAAUGGUUUCAUCAGUACCCUGGGCUUGGUAGAUGACCGUUGCGUUGUCCAGCCUGAUGCAGGAGACCUCAACAAUCCCCCGAAGAAGUUCAGGGACUGUCUGUUUAAGCUUUGCCCCAUGAACCGCUACUCGGCCCAGAAGCAGUUCUGGAAAGCAGCAAAGCCUGGCGGGAACACGGACACAGUGCUGCUCAACAAGCUUCAUCAUGCUGCUGACCUGGAGAAGAAACAAAACGAUUCUGAAAACAAAAAGCUCCUGGGAACAGUGAUACAGUAUGGAAAUGUCAUUCAGCUGCUUCACCUGAAGAGCAACAAAUACCUGACGGUAAACAAACGGCUGCCAGCUCUGUUGGAGAAAAACGCCAUGAGGGUGAUGUUGGACACUGCAGGAAAUGAAGGCUCCUGGUUCUAUAUUCAGCCCUUCUACAAACUACGCUCUAUUGGGGACAGUGUGGUGAUUGGUGACAAAGUGGUCCUCAACCCAGUAAAUGCUGGUCAGCCACUACAUGCUAGCACACAUCAGCUUGUGGAUAACCCAGGAUGCAAUGAGGUAAACUCUGUCAACUGUAACACCAGCUGGAAGAUUGUCCUGUUUAUGAAAUGGAGUGACAACCAGGAGUGCGUCUUGAAAGGAGGUGACGUUGUACGGCUUUUCCAUGCAGAGCAGGAGAAGUUUCUCACAUGUGAUGAUCACAGAAAAAGGCAAUAUGUAUUCCUGCGCACUACUGGACGUCAGUCUGCUACGUCGGCAACCAGCAGCAAAGCCCUCUGGGAGAUCGAGGUGGUACAGCAUGAUCCGUGUCGAGGCGGGGCGGGCUACUGGAACAGUCUUUUCAGGUUCAAACACCUGGCUACUGGACACUACUUGGCUGCAGAGGUUAACCCAGAGUAUGAAGACGAAGGCAUCGACUUUGGUUCUCCGCUUGACUCAGAGCAGCAUGCCCUGAGAUCCCGUUUGAAAAAUGUCCAAGAUAAGGUCAUGUACACACUUAUAUCUGUUCCUGAUGGAAAUGACAUCUCCUCCAUAUUCGAAUUGGACCCGACCACCUUAAGGGGGGGAGACUCUCUUGUGCCCAGAAACUCAUAUGUGCGGCUUCGACACCUCUGCACCAAUACGUGGGUUCACAGCACCAACCAACCGAUAGACAAGGAAGAAGAAAAACCCGUCAUGCUGCGGAUCGGCACAUCUGCACAUAAGGAGGACAAAGAGGCGUUCGCCAUCGUGCCCGUCUCCCCAGCCGAAGUUAGGGACCUGGAUUUUGCUAACGAUGCCAGUAAAGUUCUGGCCUCUAUUGCAGGAAAGCUGGAAAAAGGCACUAUCACCCAGAAUGAGAGGAGAGCGGUAACAAAGCUUCUGGAGGAUUUGGUGUUCUUUGUUGUGGACAUUCCCAACAAUGGACAGGAUGUUCUGGAAAUUAUGGUGAACAAACCCAACAGGGAGCGACAGAAACUCAUGAGAGAGCAGAAUAUUCUCAAACAGAUCUUCAAACUGCUACAGGCUCCGUUCACAGACAGCGGGGAUGGGCCAAUGCUGCGUUUGGACGAGUUGGCAGACCAGCGUCAUGCCCCCUUCAGACACAUCUGCCGUCUGUGUUACAGGGUCCUGCGUCACUCUCAGCAGGAUUACCGCAAAAAUCAGGAGUACAUCGCCAAACAGUUUCGCUUCAUGCAGAAACAGAUUGGCUACGAUGUCCUGGCCGAGGACACCAUCACGGCUUUGCUCCAUAACAACAGAAAACUGCUGGAGAAGCACAUUACUGCUGCAGAGAUCGACACAUUUGUUAGCCUGGUUCGCAAGAACCGGGAGCCCAGGUUCUUGGACUACUUGUCAGAUCUGUGUGUGUCGAUGAAUAAGUCCAUCCCUGUGACACAAGAGCUCAUCUGCACUGCAGUGUUGGACCCGGCAAAUGCAGACAUCCUCAUAGAAACAAAAUUGGUGCUCUCAAGGUUUGAGAUUGAAGGAGAGCAGCUUGGGGAGAACUCUCUGGAAGCAGAGGAGGAUGAGGAGGAAGUGUGGUUGUUCUGGAAUAACAGUGAUAAAGAACUCCGCAGUAAAAGCAUCAGGGAGCUGGCUCAGGAUGCCAAAGAGGGCCAGAAGGAGGACAAAGAAGUGAUCAAUUACUACAGGUACCAGCUGAACCUGUUUGCCAGGAUGUGUUUGGAUCGUCAGUAUCUGGCAAUCAACAAGAUCUCCAUCCAGCUGGAUGUAGACCUGAUCUUGAGGUGCAUGUCGGACGAAGACCUGCCUUUUGACCUACGCGCUUCAUUCUGUCGGCUGAUGCUACACAUGCAUGUGGAUCGGGACCCCCAGGAACAAGUCACGCCAGUCAAAUACGCUCGGCUUUGGUCUGAGAUCCCAUCGGAAAUCUCCAUUAACGACUAUGACAACGAUGGGAUGACCAAGGAUAAAAUAAAGGAGCGAUUCUCGGAGACAAUGGAGUUUGUUGAAAACUACCUCAGAGACGUGGUGUGUCAGAACUUUCCAUUUGCAGACAAGGAAAAGAACAAGCUCACCUCUGAGGUGGUGAAUCUGGCCAGGAAUCUGAUUUAUUUCGGCUUCUACAACUUCAGUGACCUGCUCAGACUAACUAAGAUCCUGCUGGCUAUUCUGGAUUGUGUCCAUGUUAGCACCAUUUUCCCGUUCACCAAGCUGGACAAAGGAGAUGGAAGCAGAAGCAGCAAUGUAAUGAGGUCUAUUCAUGGCGUUGGAGAGCUGAUGUCCCAAGUAGUCCUGAGAGGAGGCGGGUUCCUUCCUAUAGAUCCAAGCAGCCGUUCGGACGGAGGCACAGUGAAGACACAGAUUGAACCUGAGAAACAGGACAUACUGGUCAUGGACACUAAACUCAAGAUUAUAGAGAUCCUGCAGUUUAUCCUGAAUGUCCGUCUGGACUACAGGAUCUCCUGUCUUCUGUCAAUCUUCAAGAGGGAGUUUGAUGAGAGUAAUUCCCAGAACGAGUUAUCUAUAAGUGGAGCAGUAGAAGGACCAAACAAUAUGCCAGGAGCUUUGGAUUUUGAGCACAUAGAGGAGCAAGCAGAGGCCAUCUUUGGUGGAAGUGAGGAUAACACACCUCUCGACUUGGAUGAUCACGGUGGUCGAACCUUCCUGAGGGUAUUACUGCACUUAACCAUGCAUGAGUACCCUCCGCUGGUAUCCAGAGCCCUGCACCUGCUAUUCAGGCAUUUCAGCCAAAGGCAGGAGGUCCUACAGGCCUUCAAACAGGUGCAGUUGCUGGUGACAAGCCAAGAUGUGGACAAUUACAAGCAGAUAAAGGAGGACUUGGAUAAGUUGCGGUCUAUAGUUGAGAAAUCUGAGCUGUGGGUGUACAAGAGGCAGGGACCCGAUGAGGGCUUGGAUGGAGGAGAGGGGCUGCCAGCUGAGCAGGAACUUCAAAAGGAUGACUCCUCCACACACAAACCAAGGAAGGCAGAAAGUUCCAGCAGCAAAAACUACAGAGUGAUAAAAGAGGUCUUGCUGCGUCUGAGCAGAUUGUGUAUCCAAGAAGGUUUGUCUGGUCGAAAGAGCCGAAAACAGCAGCAGAGGCUCCUGAGAAACAUGGGCGCUCAUUCCGUGGUCCUUGAGCUGCUGCAGAUACCUUAUGAAAAGGGAGAAGAUGUCCGCAUGCAGGACAAUAUGAAACUAGCCCACGAGUUUCUACAGAACUUCUGUGCAGGAAACCAGCAAAACCAGGCUCUGCUCCAUAAACACAUCAAUCUUUUCCUCAAUCCAGGGAUAUUAGAAGCCGUCACCAUGCAGCACAUUUUUAUGAACAACUUCCAGCUGUGCAGCGAGAUCAAUGAGCGCGUGGUCCAGCACUUCGUCCAUUGCAUUGAAACCCACGGCCGCAACGUCCAGUACCUCAAAUUCUUACAGACCAUUGUCAAAGCUGAGAACAAAUUCAUCAAAAAGUGUCAGGACAUCGUAAUGGCAGAGCUGGUAAAUGCUGGAGAAGACGUUCUGGUCUUCUACAAUGAUCGAGCCUCUUUCCAGACUCUGGUCCAGAUGAUGCGGUCAGAGCGGGAUAGGAUGGAUGAGAACAGCCCACUUAGGUACCACAUACACCUGGUGGAGCUGCUUGCUGUCUGCACUGAGGGCAAGAAUGUUUACACUGAGAUCAAGUGCAACUCCCUCUUACCACUGGACGAUAUAGUGCGGGUGGUCACCCAUGAAGACUGCAUCCCUGAGAUCAAGAUUGCAUACAUCAACUUUUUAAACCACUGCUAUGUGGACACUGAGGUGGAAAUGAAGGAGAUCUACACCUCCAACCACAUGUGGAAACUCUUUGAUAACUUUCUGGUUGACAUUUGCAGAGUGUGCAACAACACAAGUGACCGUAAGCAUGCAGACAAUGUUCUGGAAAGCUACGUGACUGAGACGGUGAUGAGCAUUGUAACCACGUUUUUCAGCUCCCCUUUCUCCGACCAGAGCACAAGCCUGCAGACCAGGCAACCUGUUUUUGUGCAGCUGCUGCAGGCAGUUUUCAGGGUCUACCAUUGCUACUGGCUUGGGUCUGGCCAGAAGGGUUCUGUUGAAACCUGCAUCAAAGUGCUCUCUGAUGUUGCCAAAAGCAGAGCAAUAGCCAUCCCGGUGGACCUGGACAACCAGGUGAACAACCUGUUUGUGAGAUCCAACAACAUAGUGCAGAGGACCGCCACAAGCUGGAGGCUGUCCGUUCGCAACUCACAGCUUUCAACUCGCAGAGAAUCUGUGGUGACUGUGUCGAGGGACUACAGGAAUAUUAUCGAAAGGCUGCAGGACAUUGUGUCAGCUCUUGAGGAUCGUCUGCGCCCACUGGUCCAGGCUGAGCUAUCCGUCCUGGUGGAUGUGCUGCAUCGACCUGAGCUGCUUUUCCCAGAGAACACUGACUCACGCAGGAAGUGUGAGAGCGGGGGGUUCAUAUGCAAGCUGAUCAAGCAUACCAAACAGUUGCUGGAAGAAAAUGAAGAGAAAUUGUGCAUCAAAGUUCUGCAAACACUUCGAGAGAUGAUGACAAAGGACAGAGGUUAUGGAGAGAAGGGCGAGGCGCUCAGACGGAUUCUGGUGAGCCGUUACUAUGGAAACUUCCACAGGAGCGGUGGGCGGAGGGACAGCCUGACGUCAUUUGGCAAUGGCCCCCUCAGUCCGGUAGGACCGGGCAGAAGCCAAUCAGCUUUAGGGGGCUCAGGCGGCCUCAGUCGGGCGGAGAUGACCCUGGCUGAAGUUCAGUGUCAUUUGGACAAAGAAGGAGCUUCUGAUCUUGUUAUUGAUCUAAUUAUGAACACUACUAGUGACAGAGUCUUCCAAGAAAGCAUCCACUUGGCCAUUGCAUUGCUGGAAGGAGGAAACACAACCAUCCAGCGCUCAUUCUUUUGUCGUCUGACUGAUGACAAAAAAUCAGAGGAGUUCUUCCGAGUUUUCUACAACCGUAUGAAGUCGGCUCAGCAGGAAAUCAAAGCAACAGUGACCGUAAACACCAGCGAUUUAGGAAACAAAAGAAGAGACGAUGACAGCCAGGACAGAGAUGUCCCCACUCGCAAAAAAGCUCGAGAUUCAACUGUAGCGAUGACAGAAGAUGUGAAAGAGCAGUUAAUAGAGGCUUCAUCUGCAACCAAGAAAGCCUUCAAUUCUUACAGACGAGAAGCUGACCCAGAGGACCAUGGCUCCUCAGCAGAUGGCCUGCCCAGCACUGGGGCCAACAAUCAUGAGGAAAAGAUGAGCUUUGUGGUUGUUAUCAUGCAGCCCAUUCUUCGCUUCUUGCAGCUACUGUGUGAAAACCACAACCAUGACCUGCAGAACUUCCUUCGUUGUCAGAACAAAAAGAACAACUACAACCUGGUAUGUGAGACCUUGCAAUUCUUGGACUGCAUCUGCGGCAGCACCACAGGAGGCCUCGGCCUGCUGGGGCUGUACAUCAACAAGGACAACGUUGCCCUCAUCAACCAGACACUGGAGAGCCUAACAGAGUACUGCCAAGGCCCCUGUCAUGAAAACCAGAAUUGUAUAGCAACACAUGAGUCCAAUGGCAUCGACAUCAUUAUUGCACUAAUUUUGAAUGACAUCAACCCGCUUGGAAAAAAACGUAUGGAUCUAGUGUUAGAGCUAAAGAACAAUGCCUCCAAGUUGCUGCUCGCCAUCAUGGAGAGCCGACAUGACAGUGAGAAUGCAGAAAGGAUCCUGUACAACAUGAAGCCUAAAGAGCUGGUGGAGGUAAUAAAGAAGGCAUACCUACAAGGUGAGGUAGAGUUUGUGGACAUAAAGGAGGAAGAGGAUGCUAGAGAUGAAGAGGAACAUGAUGCUGCUUCUCCCCGAAAUGUUGGACACAACAUCUACAUUCUGGCUCACCAGUUGGCGCGUCAUAAUAAAGAACUCUCCAUGAUGUUAAAGCCUGGAGGUGCCAGCGGAGACGGCGACGAGGCGUUGGAGUUUUACGCCAAGCACACUGCUCAGAUAGAGAUUGUGCGUCAGGAUCGCACCAUGGAGGAGAUAGUGUUUCCCGUACCCAACAUCUGUGAGUUCCUGACCUCAGAGUCCAAGUUGCGAGUCUACUACACCACUGAGAGAGACGAACAGGGGAGCAAAAUAAAUGACUUCUUCCUGCGAGCGGAGGACCUCUUUAAUGAGAUGAACUGGCAAAAGAAGCUCAGAGCUGAACCAGUGCUAUACUGGUGCUCAAGAAACAUGUCCGUGUGGAGCAGCAUCUCCUUUAAACUGGCCUUGCUCAUGAAUCUGCUGGUCUGCUUCUUUUACCCCCUGGAGGGGGUACAUGCAGGAAUGCUGGAGCCCCGUUUGUCUGUACUGCUGUGGAUGGGAUUGUUUGCUGCACUGGUACUUGUUGUGCUCAUGCCACAGCCGCUGGGUAUCCUUGCCCUGGUCGCAGUCACAAUUCUCCGUCUGAUCUUCUCUGUGGGCCUGGAGCCUACACUCUUCCUCCUAGGUGCCUUUAAUGUUGGUAAUAAAAUCAUCUUCCUGAUUAGUUUUGUUGGAAACCGAGGGACUUUCACACGAGGAUAUAAAGCCAUGGUUAUGGACUUUGAGUUCCUCUAUCAUCUCAUCUACCUCAUCAUCUGUUGCCUGGGCGUGUUUGGUCAUGUCUUUUUCUACAGCUUGUUGUUGUUUGAUUUGGUGUACAGAGAAGAGACCCUGCUGAACGUGAUCAAGAGUGUGACCCGAAACGGGCGCUCCAUCGUGUUGACAGCAGUGCUUGCUCUCAUUCUGGUCUACCUGUUCUCCAUCGUCGGCUACAUCUUCUUCAAAGACGAUUUUAUCUUAGAGGUGGAUCGCAUCGCCAACGAAAGCCAAAAUGGUGGAGGCAGUCUUGCCGGAGAGUUUCUAAGCACAGGAAUGUGUCAAGGAGGUAUUGAUGAGAACUGCAGCUCCAAUGCUCUACAGGAAGAGUUUGGGAUCAACAACGAAGAUGAAGGCAACAUGGAGCGUACGUGUGACUCUCUGCUCAUGUGUAUUGUUACGGUGCUGAGUCAUGGCUUGAGGAGCGGAGGGGGUGUGGGGGACGUUCUCCGUAAGCCUUCUAAGGAGGAGCCAUUGUUUGCAGCCAGGGUGAUUUACGACCUGCUCUUCUUCUUCAUGGUCAUCAUCAUCGUCCUUAACCUCAUCUUUGGUGUCAUCAUUGAUACCUUUGCUGACCUGAGAAGCGAAAAGCAGAAGAAAGAAGAGAUUCUGAAGACUACGUGCUUCAUUUGUGGUCUGGAGCGCGAUAAGUUUGACAAUAAGACAGUGACUUUUGAAGAGCACAUCAAAGAGGAGCACAACAUGUGGCAUUACCUGUAUUUCAUAGUUUUGGUAAAGGUGAAAGAUUCAACAGAAUACACAGGACCUGAGAGCUACGUGGCAGAGAUGAUCAAGGAGCACAACCUAGACUGGUUUCCUCGGAUGAGGGCCAUGUCUCUGGUAAGCAGUGACUCAGAGGGGGAGCAGAAUGAAAUCAGGAGCCUGCAGGAGAAGCUGGAGUCAACAAUGAGGCUGGUGGUCAACCUGUCUGGACAGCUGACAGAGCUUAAGGAGCAGAUGACUGAGCAGAGGAAGCAGAAACAACGAAUAGGUCUUCUGGGUCAUCCCCCACAUCUGAACAUUAAUCCCCAGCAGCCUGCAUGAUUUCCCUGGAGGACAGUUCAACUUUCACCAGUGCCCCAGUAACCCACAACAGAGCACUAUAAUGUGCCCAAAUGUAUUCAGGCUGGAUGUCCGACUGUAUGGUCGAUCUGAUCCUUCUGAAAUAUGCUCUUCAGCAGACAUGUUUGUACAUAUGUGUCUACAUGAAGUGAAAGUUUUAACCCUCUGCAGUGUGGGUGUGUCUAGGUGGGUUAAGUUUGCACAAAGUGCCUGGAAACCUUAGAAGUCAGUCUUGUCAGUCAAGGAAAUGAACACAUUGACUUAAGGGUCAGGAACCCAACUGUUUUCACCUUUUUUUUUUUUUUUUUUGUUUCCCUUCUGAAAGCCAAAGUUCAGCCAUUGUUGCUGAAGGAGAUUUUCUCCUUAAGUGUCCUUUUGUCAUGGGUGGAAUCCCCAGUGUGGGACUGCAAACUCAGGCCACAUGUCGAUUUGAAGGUUUGUUUCAGCAUGUUAUUUAAUAACGGUUUCAUCUGAAUUUAUAGAAAUGUUAUAUGCAAUGUUGAAACAAGGAUGAAAUGUGUUGAUGUUUUUGUUUUUUAGUUUUUAAAGAGUGUGUUUUAUAUUUAGCACAUAAAGACAAAAAAAAAAACCUUGAAGAGAACCAGAUCUCAAAGUACCCCUUAAUAUGUUGUCUUAAUUAUCUAAUAAAAAAAACAUAGUUUUUGUUUUUAUAUCAAGUAUUUAUCAAUUCCAGAAGUCUUUAAAGGAUCUCUCAGUGAGGUCUAUUUUGUCCUAGGAGAGUUCAUACAAAAACUGAAAGAUUUCUUAGAAGCUGUUAGUAAAGAUGACAUGUCUUAAAAAUAAUCCUAAGCAUUUACUUUAAAGGAUGUGUUGUAUAAAUUCACUGGAGGGUCAAUGCAAGUCCUUCCAAAUAUCUCUAUUUUGUUAUUAUUAAUAGGGGCUUAAAAUCAAUUAAACACAAACUUUAUUGUGUCUACACUGAAUUAAGUAUGGGUUUUUUAAUAUUUAGUCCAAAGCACUGAUACUGUCUGUAGCACACAACUACUUUGUAAAACAUCAUCAUGAGAAUGCCUUUUGAAGUGUUUAAGAGUAUGAGGUCACUUGGCAUGCUGCUUGACCAAACUAAGCUUUUCUACUAUUUGACAAUUUGUGUCUGAUUUGUACAUUCUUUUCUUGGAGUUUAUUUAAAUAAAGACGUGUGUAAAAUA